CAAAAUAAGACUUGCUUCCUUCUCCCAUAUACCUCCCGCCUGCCGACUACGAGGCUGGGCAAAGCUUGACAAUGCCACGAGAUCCUCGCUUGCAGAGCUUUGGAUCUGAUCCCUUGCAAAAUGCAACCGUUGGAAUAUGCCGCCAGCGUGCGCCAGGCCGAUGGUUGACCCAUGAUGACCCAUGAUGGGAUGCUCCCUGAGAAGCCCGUGGGAGCUACAAAAUGGCAGAGCUUCCUCGAUCGUUUUCCACGACUUGCAGCCUCUUCUUGAGCCCGGACAUUGCUUCAGGAACUUGACAUUGGACGGCAAGGCACCAUGAGAACACAGUUUGCCCUAAAGGCUGCUUUAGCACUAGGUGCUUUCUGCGCCCAGUGUGCCGCUCAGACAUACCAGAGACUGGGAGGCUGUCCCAGCCUGGGGUGCAUUCUUCCUCCGGACCAGGUUGACUUUCUCCCCGGCCAAUACUUUGAUAUUCGUGUCGAAGUCCACGCUCCAAUCAACGGCAGCGAAGUUGUCCCGGGCUACACCACUCCCGACUCCAACUUCACCCUGACCAUUGCGAAGGACGGACAAAGUGCCAAAUCCGCUGCGAGCUUCUUCAGCAUCUCAGAGCCAAAGCUUGAGACCUGGAACUUCACUUGGUACGAGGAUCUAUUUGCCAAGGCCGCAAAAACUCCUUCUCUGGUCAAGGUUGCUGCCAAAGCUUACAGGCGGGUUGCACUUUAUGAGCCUGGCAACUACAUUGCGACGCUCAACUAUCGCAAUGGGUCGCAGACAUAUGCCAACUGGACUGUCCGUGAUGUUGCUCCCAAGCGGAAAGCCAAGAACAUUGUCAUGUUCAUUGGUGACGGAAUGACCACCAACAUGAUUACUGCCGCUCGAUUGAUUGCUCACCAGCAGAUCAACGGCAAAUACCAGACGAAGAUGGCCAUGGACACGUUCCCUGUCCUUGGCCACCAAAUGACCCAUUCCUUGGACUCCUACAUUACGGACAGUGCGAACUCGGCCACGGCACUCUACACCGGGCACAAGUCCACCGUCAAUGCCUUGGGUUGUUAUGCAGACAGCUCCAAGUCACCCUUCGAUGACCCUAAGGUCGAAAGCAUUGCCGAAAUGUUCCAUCGACUCUUCAAGGGUGGCGUGGGUAUUGUCUCGACCGCUUUCAUCGCCGAUGCCACCCCAGCAGCGCUGACCGCCCACACCCGUGAUCGAGGCCAAUACGGGGCUGUGGUGGAUUCUUUCCUCAACGGAAUUACCAACUACACUUGGACCAACUGGACCGGCCCGGAUGUUCUGUUUGGUGGUGGUGCUGAACAGUUCUACCCCGGAAAGGGCUCCUUCCAAGGCAAGGACUACUACGCGGAAUUUGCCAAGAAGAACUACAGCGUCGUUCUGAACAACACCGCCCUGCAAGCUUCCUCGAAUUCCUCCAAGACAUUGGGCAUUUUCUCCGUCAGCAACAUGGCCAAAUGGCUUGACCGUAAUGUCUACCCCAAGAAUGUUGACAUCCCCAAGACCGCUCCCGAUGGGUCCAACUCCUCUGCCACCGACCAGCCGGGCCUCAAAGAAAUGACUCUGAAGGCUCUCGAGAUUUUGCACACACGCCACCCAGAGGAGGGCUUCUUCCUCAUGUCCGAAGCUGCCAGCAUUGACAAGCAAAUGCACACUCUCGACUAUGACCGUGCUCUAGGUGAGCUUCUCGAGCUUGAUGACACCAUCAAGGCCACGUUCAGUUACCUCGAGUCCAUCGGCGAAUUGAACAACACUCUUGUGCUUGUCACCGCCGACCACGGUCACGGCUUUGACGUCAUGGGCAAUGUUGACACCAAGUUCCUCAAUGCUCAGGACAACGCCCGUGACAAGCGUGACGCUGUUGGUACUUACCAAAACUCAGGACUUUCUCAGUACCUCGUUAACAACAGGUCUGCCCCUGUUGGUAGCGACCAAAACCUUAUGUACAGCCCUGGCGUCAACUUCCCGACCAACUGGGAUCCCAGAUAUACCUUGUUCUCCGGCGUUGCCGCGUUCCCUGACCACAGAGAGAACUACCAGGUGCACAAGUCCGGUCCUCGUCUUCCUGCAUUGAACAUUACGGGCUUCGACAAUGAUGACUAUUACGUUAACUACGUCGACGCUGUCACUGGAUUCAUUGUGAACGGAACCCUCCCUGUUUCGGCCGACCAAGGCGUGCACUCUCUGACUGAUGUUCCUGUCUUCACUCGUGGACCUUGCCAGGAGAAAUUUGGCGGUGUAUACGGCAACACUGACAUUUUCUUUGGCAUGGCUGACUGCCUUGGCCUGAGUCGAACCAAGCCUUCUUCCUAGAAGAAGAGUAAGCAGCUCUGGGGCAGGAAGUCUGGCUCGGUGCUGAGACGGGACGAUGAUAUAUAAUCAAACGUAUUGAGUAUGACAAAAUAAUAGCAUAACAUUCAUUUCGAC
Molecule: messenger RNA, 2439 nt
Organism: Exophiala xenobiotica
Lineage: Eukaryota; Fungi; Ascomycota; Eurotiomycetes; Chaetothyriales; Herpotrichiellaceae
Exons: 3
Coding region: 316-2325 (669 amino acids)
Biological process (GO): dephosphorylation
Molecular function (GO): alkaline phosphatase activity
Source: RefSeq, a predicted model, not a curated record